GACUAAUUUCAGGGAAAUAACCCCAGUAAAUACUUACUUCUUUUUUCUGAAUAUUGAUAUGUUCAUGGUACCAAUCUUUUACUCCAUCUAUAAAGGUGUAAAUGGAAUUUACAAUAACAGAAGAUCAGUUCAAUGGUUGUCUCUCUAACUUUAAUAGACUUUUAAUUGAUAAUUUGACUUAUCAACCAGAUCGAGAAUCAAACACCAGUUUCGAGUUAAAGUUCAUAACAAAUUAUCUUAAAUCGAGUCCAUCGAUCAGUUACACUAAGAUCGAGUUAAUUCAAAAUCAUAAACAAAGUAAAGAUCUAAAUAAAAGAUAUGGUAUAGAAUUUACAAUUUCUUUUCAUGAAUUAUAUAAGGUGCCAAUAUUUUACUUUCGACUUUAUGAUAAUGAUACUUUGAUACUUUUCAACGAGGAUUUACUAAGUCAAUUGUCUGAAAUAUUAUCAUAUAAAGGAUACAACGUUCCCAAUUUUCUUAUAGAAUCACAUCAUAUCUAUCAAGAACCAUGGUUGAGUUUACAUCCUUGUGAAACAAGUGAUUUCAUGACUGAAUUCAUCAAAUCCAACGAACAAGCAAAUGAACCUCAAGAUAUGUCUAUUAAAUAUCUUUUAGGCUGGUUUACUAAUUAUGGACUUAGUUCCAUUUAUCCCAGAUUAAGUUUAAGAGUAAAUAAUUUGCAAAAUAGUUAGUUUUUAACUACGGAAAAUACCAAUCUUUCAUAUACGUUAUAUAUUUUGUAAAUAAAGAGUUCUAAUAAUGAAAAUAAUGAAGAAUAAUAAAGUACAGAUGAAUAAAAAGGGAUAUCAAA
Molecule: messenger RNA, 811 nt
Organism: Scheffersomyces amazonensis
Lineage: Eukaryota; Fungi; Ascomycota; Pichiomycetes; Serinales; Debaryomycetaceae
Exons: 1
Coding region: 102-692 (196 amino acids)
Biological process (GO): macroautophagy; protein lipidation; protein modification by small protein conjugation
Cellular component (GO): intracellular anatomical structure
Molecular function (GO): Atg12 transferase activity
Source: RefSeq, a predicted model, not a curated record